Molecule: messenger RNA, 736 nt
Organism: Haplochromis burtoni (Burton's mouthbrooder)
Lineage: Eukaryota; Metazoa; Chordata; Actinopteri; Cichliformes; Cichlidae
Product: scavenger receptor cysteine-rich type 1 protein M130
Exons: 2
Coding region: 44-511 (155 amino acids)
Cellular component (GO): membrane
Source: RefSeq, a predicted model, not a curated record
CUAGCUGAUUUAUACUGAAGAACAUCAGAAUUCAAGAGGGAUAAUGGACCGUGUGAGCUGCAAAGGCAGCGAGUCCUCACUGUGGCACUGUCAGGCUCAGCAUGGCAAGAACAUCCAGUGUUCAAAACAACCUUAUGUGGUGUGUUCAGGCAGUGUGGAGGUGAAACUGGCAGAUGGUCCUGGAAGAUGUGCUGGAAGAUUGGAGAUAAAGCAUGAGGGCCAGUGGAAGAAAGUUCCUGUAAAAGAAUGGACAGACGCUCAAUCAGCAGCUGUCUGCAAACAACUGCAAUGUGGGGAAAAAGGCAAAACUGAAAAAUUCAGUCAGGGUUCUGGUAGCUUCCUGUCAAUAACGUGUCCGAGAAAUAAGAAGAUAUCAAAGAUAUCUGAGUGUUUAACAGAAAACUCAAACAACCAAUUUUUGGAUCGGGAAGCGGAAGCAGCUGGAAUCACCUGUGAGGGUGAGUGUCACGUGCCCUUUGACCUUGUUGCUGUGUAUAACUGUUAUAAGUAAUUACACAUGUGUAGCAAAUGAUAGUGCUUUCCCAAAGUAAACAUACUGAAAUAUAAUAAAAUGCUAGAACCAGGAAAAAGACAUUUUCAUUCAUCGAUGUCAGUCAGAAGAAAAAAGUGUUUUUUCCCCUCUGCUUAGUUACAUGCUUCUAUUUAGUAAAUCAUCAAGUCUAAGGUCUAAAUACACUUACCUGUGAAAAUCCAACUAGAAACCCAAAUAAACAAU